AUGUCUGGACGUGGAAAGGGAGGCAAAGCCAAGAGCGGAGGAAAGGCGAAGUCGCGUUCGUCGCGUGCUGGACUCCAGUUCCCAGUUGGUCGUCUUCACCGAAUGCUCCGCAAAGGAAACUAUGCUGGACGCAUCGGAGGAGGAGCACCGGUGUACCUGGCUGCUGUGCUCGAAUACCUCGCCGCUGAGGUGCUCGAGUUGGCCGGUAACGCUGCUCGUGACAACAAGAAGAGCAGAAUCAACCCUCGCCAUCUGCAACUCGCUGUCCGCAACGACGAGGAGCUGAACAAGCUGCUUUCCGGUGUGACCAUCGCCCAAGGAGGAGUUCUGCCAAACAUCCAGGCCGUUCUUCUUCCCAAGAAGACUGCCGGAGACAAGGAAUAA
Necator americanus (New World hookworm) is the source of this 384-nucleotide messenger RNA. RefSeq lists its product as uncharacterized. Gene Ontology annotation, molecular function: DNA binding; protein heterodimerization activity; structural constituent of chromatin. The record is from RefSeq and is a predicted model, not a curated record. The transcript has a single exon. The coding region runs from base 1 to 384 and encodes 127 amino acids. Gene Ontology annotation, biological process: heterochromatin formation. Gene Ontology annotation, cellular component: nucleosome; chromatin. NCBI's taxonomy places the organism in Eukaryota, Metazoa, Nematoda, Chromadorea, Rhabditida, Ancylostomatidae.